Phragmites australis (common reed) is the source of this 847-nucleotide messenger RNA. Its product is annotated as DNA-binding protein MNB1B-like. The transcript is spliced from 7 exons. NCBI's taxonomy places the organism in Eukaryota, Viridiplantae, Streptophyta, Magnoliopsida, Poales, Poaceae. The record is from RefSeq and is a predicted model, not a curated record. Bases 179 to 583 code for a protein of 134 amino acids.
AUCUCGCGACGCGACCCCCACGCGGCCACUACUCCCCUCCCUCUCCUCAGUCCUCUCUCGUCCUCCCCCUCGCACGCACCGCAUUUCCCCAACCAAGCCAAACCCUCGUCCUCCUCUCCCAUCUUCCCAUCCUCACCGGCACCCUAACCCUCCCGCAAGCCCCUCGCCGCCCGCAGCCAUGAAGGCCAAGGCCGGCGCCGACACCGAGUUCAAGGCCACGGGAAAGCGCAAGAAGGCCGGCUCUCCCGGCAAGCCCAAGCGCGGGCUCACCCCGUUCUUCGUGUUUCUGGCUGAGUUCAGGCCUCAGUACCUGGAGAAGCACCCCGAGGCCAAGGGCGUCGCGGCCGUGACCAAGGCGGCUGGGGUGAAGUGGCGCGCCAUGUCCGACGAGGAGAAGGCGCAGUAUGGCGGGAACAAGAAGCAGGAUGACAAAGCAAGCAAGCCUGCGAACAAGAAGGAGAGCACAAGUUCCAAGAAGGCCAAAACUGAUGGCGAGGAGGAAGGAGAAGGUUCCGACAAGUCCAAGUCUGAGGUCGAGGAUGAUGAUGAGAAGGAUGACAAUGAGGAUGAGGAUGAGGAGUGAAUAGUAGGUUAGGGAGCAGCAGCUAUGCAAAUGGGUGUUUGCUUCUUUUGGACUUAGCCUGCUAUGUUGCUGUUCUUUUUUAUGUUAUAUGUUGUAAGGAAAAUCUGUAGAUGAAGGCACCCUAGGGCUAUGGCAUGCUGGAGUGCCUGUUUAACUAUUAGCAGCGAACGAGCCGGAUACUGUUGACUGCUUUUCUUUUGCCAGCCUCAUCAGCAUGUGUAAACAGUUUGUUUUACUUGUUUCAUCCGACUAAUUCGAUGACUA